Molecule: messenger RNA, 654 nt
Organism: Ordospora colligata OC4
Lineage: Eukaryota; Fungi; Microsporidia; Ordosporidae
Exons: 1
Coding region: 1-654 (217 amino acids)
Biological process (GO): protein targeting to membrane; peptidyl-L-cysteine S-palmitoylation
Cellular component (GO): endoplasmic reticulum; Golgi apparatus
Molecular function (GO): protein-cysteine S-palmitoyltransferase activity
Source: RefSeq, a predicted model, not a curated record
AUGGAGAUAUGGAAACCAGUGAAUCAGGCAAUAAGAAUAGCGGAGUCAAUUGUGAUUGCAUUAGUGACAAUGCUAUAUCUUCUUGGUUGUUAUGAUGUUAUAACAACAUCUGGGAUAUCUGUAAGGUUGUACCUGCUGACAACAUCUUUCUAUUACUACAUUACAUGCCUUAUAAAAUCGCCUGGACAACUUCUAGACUUUGGGACUGCAAAUGUAAAGGGAAUAUGCAAGAAGUGUAACAGAAUAGUUGGAACAAGGACUGUUCAUUGUGAGAUAUGUAACAAAUGCUAUCACCGACGAGAUCAUCAUUGUCCAAUAAUAGGUAGGUGUGUUGCAUCAAAUAACACCAAUGACUUAUACCUCACGAUUGUUUUCGCAAAUCUUUACUCGAUUGCUACGUUAUUGCAAAACUCGCCUCAUGUUCUUAAGGCGUUUGUUCACAAAUACCUAUUUGCCAUUUCUGCAUGGUUUGUAUUUUGGUUUACACUACUGGUAGCUACCGAUAAAACAACACAAGAGCUUUUGAGGCGAAAAGGCAAGGCACUAAAAGACCUCAAAAUUCGUAGGUUAAAAGAUGUAUUCCGUGCUGGGAUUGUACAAACGCUGGUUCCGUAUCUUUCACAUAAGAUUUCAGUGGUGAACGAUGGAUGUUGA